AUGCCAACUCGGCGCCGAGCGCUCAUCACGGGCAUUACAGGACAAGACGGCUCGUACCUCACAGAGUUCUUGCUGCAAAAGGGAUAUGAAGUACAUGGCAUCAUUCGUCACAGCAGCACCCUCAACACCGAGCGGCUCGUGCCCGUCUCCAACCGCAUACAUCUGCACUGCGGGGACGUCGUGGAUUCGACUUCCCUCUUUGACAUUAUUUCGCGCGUACGCCCUCAUGAGGUGUACAAUCUAGCCGCUCAAAGCCAUGUGAAGGUGUCUUUUGAGAUGCCUAUACACACCACCGACUCUACCGCCGUCGGGGUGCUUCGCGUACUGGACGCCAUUCGGGCUGCAGGACUUGCCCAUGAGACGCGGGUGUUCCAGGCCUCAUCGUCGGAGAUGUUUGGGUCGAGUACAGUGGAGCUACAGAAUGAAGAUACUCCCUUCAAGCCUUGUUCUCCUUAUGGUGUUUCUAAGCUUUACGGACACUUCACAGUGCAGACGUAUCGCUCGGCCUAUGGAAUGUUCUGUGUUAGUGGAAUUCUAUUCAACCAUGAGAGCCCCAGGAGGGGCAUCACAUUUGUCUCUCGCAAAAUCACCAUGGGCAUUGCUAGCAUUCUGAAGGGGGAAAUGAGUUGCCUCGAACUGGGCAAUCUGGACGCCCGCAGAGAUUGGGGUCAUUCGCGCGACUACGUGAAGAGCAUGUGGUUGAUGCUGCAGCAGGAGGUUCCAAAGGACUACGUAGUGGCGACUGGCAAGCAACACUCCGUCAGGGAAUUCUGUGAACUGGCAUUCGCUAUUGCAAAUCUUCCGCUCCAGUGGAAAGGAAAAGGCCUGCAAGAAGUGGGAAGCUGUGGGGGCCGUGUUUUGGUGCGGGUUUCUUCUGCUCAUUUCCGCCCUACGGAGGUCAACGCGCUGAAAGGGGAUGCCUCACGCAUCCGGGCGGAGUUGAACUGGCGCCCAGAGACGACAUUCACGGCGCUGGUGUUCGAGAUGCUGCAGUCUGAUAUGAGGGCUGCGGGGUUACAACCGCCGACGCCAUCCGAGUGUAACCAGCGCAUACUCAAACACAUGGGGAGCGCUGCGGACCCUUUGCUGGACUAG
Molecule: messenger RNA, 1095 nt
Organism: Eimeria mitis
Lineage: Eukaryota; Apicomplexa; Conoidasida; Eucoccidiorida; Eimeriidae
Product: GDP-mannose 4,6 dehydratase, putative
Exons: 10
Coding region: 1-1095 (364 amino acids)
Biological process (GO): GDP-mannose metabolic process
Molecular function (GO): GDP-mannose 4,6-dehydratase activity
Source: RefSeq, a predicted model, not a curated record